Messenger RNA from Gekko japonicus, 1800 nucleotides. It is a transcript of the gene LRP11, whose product is annotated as LDL receptor related protein 11. Gene Ontology annotation, molecular function: protein binding. Bases 110 to 1531 code for a protein of 473 amino acids. The record is from RefSeq and is a predicted model, not a curated record. The transcript is spliced from 7 exons. NCBI's taxonomy places the organism in Eukaryota, Metazoa, Chordata, Lepidosauria, Squamata, Gekkonidae.
CCCACCACCGCCUCCCCUGGGACGGCGCUUGUAGCGGCGGCGCCUUCCGUCCGCCGUCCUCGUCGCCGCUGCCCUCCUCUCGCUCCCUCCCCGGCCUGGGCCUGGCGCCAUGACUGAGCGGGCACCUGCCGGGCUCCCCGCGCGGCUCCUGCUGCUGCUCCUGCUGGUGCUGCUGCCGGGAUCACCGUCGUCGGCCGAGAUGAGGUCGCCGGCGGCCUCGGGCGUGGAGUCGCUGCUGGAGGAGUUCCGCCGCCAGCUGCAACAGGAGCAGGAUCCUCUGGGCGGCGGGCGCGGCCACGACCGGGCGGAGGCGGCAGGACGCUGCCGCGGGACAGGCAACCUCGCGGGCAGCGGCGGGAGCUUCUUCUCGACCAGGCCCGACUCUAUCAUCCGCACCAAGGACUCCAUCGCGGCCGGUGCCACCUUCCUGGGCUCGCCGGGCUCUGUGGCCGGCCUGCGGCAGUGCCUGGACGCCUGCUGCGCCGAACCGCGCUGCACCCUGGCCGUCUUGCAGCAGCAGCAGCCGUCACUCCGCUGCUAUCUCUUCAAUUGCACGCAUCGCGGGCGCUCUGUCUGCCUCUUCUCCCCGCAGCGCGGCUACCACAGCUACUCUCUGGAGCCCGGCAGCAGCAACCCUCCAGGCCUCGAAAAUGAUGAUGACCCUCCUGUCAGCAAAGCAGGGAAAGACAUUGUGCUUCAGUUGCCCGUUGACUGGGUUAUUCUUGAUGGCCGAGAAAGUUUUGAUGACCAUGGAAUCAUUCAGUAUGAAUGGACUUUGCUGCAAGGUGCCCCUUCAGUUGCUAUGAAGGAACCUCAACCAGGAACUGUGAAGCUCUUUCAUUUGCAAGAAGGAACCUACAUUUUGCAGCUGACUGUGACUGACACUGUGGGCCAGAGGAGCUCAGAUAAUGUCUCGGUGACAGUGAUUCCAAUGGUGCCCUCUGCAUUAGGUUGUAUGGGGGUUUGUUCACGCUACCAGUUCCUCUGUGAUGAUGGCUGCUGCAUCGAUAUCACAUACGCCUGCGAUGGAGAGGAGCAGUGUCCUGAUGGGUCUGAUGAGGUUUUUUGUCAGAAACUAAAUUCUGGACAGAAGUCGAUAACGCACACAGCCAUGAGCUCUAGCCAGCAACAUGCCAUGGGACUAAUUAAAGAUGGUGACAAGGAGCUCUCAUUAGAAAUCACCCAGAAACCUCCUGUAAGCCAUCGCAUACCUGACGCAGGCCAGACCAACCAAUCACCCUCUCAGGGAACAAAACCUGCUGGGGUUUUGCCAGUCUCUAGAACCUCAGGGAAAGAUACAGAUGCUAAGAAUGAAAAUGACAUUGUGAUACUAAAGGGCGCUCAGACUGCAAAGAGCCACCCAGUUCCAGAAACAGGUGCUGUUCUCCCGCUGGCUUUAGGGUUGGCCAUCACCGCUUUGCUGCUUCUCAUGGUAGCGUGCCGAUUGCACUUAGUGAGACAGAAACUGAAGAAAGCUCGGCCCAUUAUGUCUGAGGAAUCAGAUUACCUCAUAAAUGGGAUGUAUCUCUAAAGCAGGAUUCAGGUUGCUUCCUUGCCUUCCUCCAGCUUUCCUGAAACAGUGUGCCUCUUGCAUUAAAAAACAACAACAACUCAUGUUUAGAAGCUACCACCUUCAAAACAGUUAUUUUAAGAACUAUGGUAGAGUAGAUGUGUACAGUAUGGCUUCCUCUGCCACAGCUACAGGAGUAUCCUAUGCUUGGUGAAGGAGGCAAGUCUAUCAUGCUAUGCUCUGUGUCAGUUGCAAUCCCAGAGAAACACCUUACUGCCAUAUUUCAGGUG